AUGAAUUCUGUGUGCUGCUGGGCAUCCCAGCCUUUCUUUCCAAAGUCCUAGGUCCUGUGCUUUGUUUAUCCCUCCUGCAGGAGCUCCUGAGUAUCUUUAGGUACCAGCAAUGCCUGCAAUCCAACAUGUCAGUCCUCCUCCAGAGGAUUCACAUUCCCAAAUUCACUGUGUAUCUUCUUCCUCCAACUGCUCAUCACUACAAUCCUCUGUUUUUCACCCCCAUGCUGGCCCUGCUAUCCCCAGUUCUUGCUCUUCCCAUUGAAAACCUGGAGAGAUUUAAAGUAAAUUUUGAUGAAAUGGUUAAUAUCCAUUCCAAUGGGCCUCUUCCUGAUGAAGCUGGAGGGAUCAUCCAGUGGAACCAGGAAGCUGAUCCUCAGCAGGCACAGGGCUGCAGCAAUUGGCCCAAGGACUGCAAUGAGCUCCCUGCUAGCAGCCCCAAUGGCAUCUACAUCAUCCAGCCCACAGGACUGCAAACCAUCAUGGUCUACUGUGAGAUGAACAGGGAGGAUGGAGGCUGGACCAUCAUCCAGAGGAGCCACAGAGAUACUCCAGUCAGCUGGGACGAGUCCUGGAGUCGACACUGGAGCACCUACAAGUACGGCUUUGGAAUUGUACACACCAAGUUCUGGCUGGGCACUGAGUACAUCCACCAGAUCACCAGGCAGAAGGUCUACGAGGUCAGGUUUGUCAUCUGGGAUGCUUCAAAUAACAUGAAGUUUGCAGACUACAACCUGUUCAGCCUGGAUGAUGUCCAGAGCUACCAGCUGUGGCUGGGAGUGCACUUGGGGACAACGGAGGAUGCCAUGGCCUCCAAGGGCACGACCACUAUGCACAACAACAUGAAGUUCUCUGCUAAAGAUCGGGAUCAGGACACUUCUAAUGGGAACUCUGCCACCAGCUCUGGGGGUGGGUGGUGGUUCUCGGUGUGUUACUCUGUGCAUCUGAACUUCAGGGGCAUGACAUGGGGCAACCUGUGCCCAGAGAACUGCAGAGCCUUGGCCAUCCUCAUCAAACCCCCCGCCUACUGCUAG
This is a messenger RNA of Haemorhous mexicanus (house finch), 1031 nucleotides long. RefSeq names its product fibrinogen-like protein 1-like protein. Lineage: Eukaryota; Metazoa; Chordata; Aves; Passeriformes; Fringillidae. The record is from RefSeq and is a predicted model, not a curated record.